Giardia duodenalis is the source of this 4347-nucleotide messenger RNA. RefSeq names its product Chromosome segregation protein. The coding region runs from base 1 to 4347 and encodes 1448 amino acids. Lineage: Eukaryota; Fornicata; Diplomonadida; Hexamitidae. The transcript has a single exon. The record is from RefSeq and is a predicted model, not a curated record.
AUGCCAAAUUCUGGUACCUAUCCACUGUUUGGAUCUGUCGCCCGCUCAGCAAGUCACAGCAAAGUCCUUAAAGGAGGCACUGGCUCGGUUAUGCGACCCUCUAGGUCGUUUUCAUCAUCAGGAACCGUCGGACGUUCUGGUGACACUUCUCAUUCGGCGGGCUUUAACCGCCAUUCAGGGUCUCAGACGCUAGCUACGGAGCCCGUUUCAGGAGAGCCUAAACAGACCACUGGGUCAGUUCGCAUCCAUAGGCCGAUGUCGGCUGGAAUCAACUUAAAGGUGAGCGAUCUUUUGACCGGCGCGUUUAAUAGUACUACAACCGCCCAGCCACUUCAGCCCUCAUCACAACAACCCGAGGACGUACAGUCCGGGUCCAACUCAGCGCAGUUGCUUUCGACGCAUUCAGCUUUAGAGAAAAAGUUCCACCAGCUGGAGCAGCUCCACUCCCAACUGCAGACCAUCAAUGACGAUAUUAUCAUGGGAAUUCGGAACUCUGAUGCACGUGCUUCUGAAUAUCCUGAGCCUGCUGGAUGCACAGGCCCUCAAGACCCACCUGGGACCACCGUUCAGAUUUCCCACAUCUAUGACGUCUUGUCUACUAUCAAGACCACCAAUGACGCCAUCAAGACGGAUUUUCAGCGUGAACUUGAGGCCUUGUCCCAGCAGCUUCAAACCUCUUUAGCAGAAAAUGGCGAGUUACUCAGAGAAAACCUAAUGUUGAAAGACAUCAUCAGCCAGAAAGAGCUCCACAUCUCCGACCUGACGCACUUUGCAAAGACAAAGGAGAAGGAGGUCGAUCGUCUGUCCGAGCUUCUCGCUACUGCUGAACGGAUCAAUAGCGCUAAGAAUAUAGAGCUUAGGAGCUAUCUCGACGAGUGCGCGACGGUUAGCAAGCACAACGAGUCUGUAAUUGCUGAGCGGAGCAAUGAGCUUCAGAUCCUUCGCAGCACCAACGAGCAGCUGUCGCUGACUUUGUCAGUUGCGCAGCAGGAGUUUGAGAACACUAAGGCAGAACUCUCAAAAGUUCAAGCUAGCGAAGCCGCACUUCACACGGAACGGGACGAGCUCGAGAGGAGACUCAAGAAAGUAAAGGCUAACGCAGAGAAGUUCAUAACUCAGCGUGAUGCAGAAAUCGCUCGCCUCAAGGAUGAGCUGCAGAAGCUCGAGCAAGAGAAGAAAUCGGUGAGGCAAGAUCUUCGUCUGGCCACAGAUGCCCUCGGCUCGUAUAAGGCAGAGGCCACUGAGCUGCAAGUAUUGGUUGCACACUUAGGGGUUUCUGUCUCCUCUAUUUUAUCCUCACAACAGGAAGAAACUAUUCCAUUGGCUUCCGGUAUUGACGCUUCUGUUCAGUCGAGCUGUCCAGCGUUGUGCGAAUUGGUUAAGGCCGUCAUCGAGAAAAAGGAUGUAGAAAUUAGAGAGUUGCAGGAGAAUCUGGCUAAGUAUGGAGGCACCGACCCAACUAGCUCUAGUGUGGUAGGCACCUCUUCGAAUGUCCCGCCUCACAUAUCAGUGCAACGCGAUGAGCCUUUGGAACCACAGGAAAGACUCAGCUACAAUCCUCCAUCUGUCGUUGACAAGGAAGUGCUUACAGAAUACUCUUGCAAGGACGCCAGCACUCUUUGCCCCAUCAACUCGGAAAACUUACCACAAGGAUGUGCAGCAUCCAUUCCAACGUCUCUUCGCGACCUCCCCGAUGGACCCCUAGCACAAGAAAUUCGUCACGAGAUCCAAGGGCUUCAGGCGAGCAUUGCUACACGCGAGGCACAGAUUGCGACUCUUCUAGAAGAGCGCGAUAGGAUGCAAGCCUCCGCUGAGUCUGCUGCCAAAGACAUUUCGUCCCUUACCCAGAAAGUAGACGCUCUUCGGCAUGAGCUGGCCAGAUCUGAGCAGACAAUUAUCGAGCUGCGGCAGACAGAUAAGACAGUCGAGCUUGCUGUUCUGCAGGCUAAGUAUGAUGUGCUCAACGAUAUUAAGCUAGACCCGACUGUACUUCUGAAUAAGUAUAUGGAAGGGGAAAAGAAGACCGAGGAGCUACGAGGAAAGAUCUACGAGGCACUAAGUCGAGAGACAGAACUUCAGAAGGAAAAGAGCGAACUACAGGCAUCGCUCAGUGUGGCAAGAGCCGAGUAUGACAUUCUUGUACGAAAGCUAGCUGAUUUGGAGCAUGUGCUUGGAGCAGCAAAAGCUUCUGCCGCUUCUGCCUCUGACAUUCACUCUAGACUUGUCGCUACAGAGGCUGAGCUUGCAAAAGCUAAUUCCACGAUCUCUGCUCACGAAAAAACCAUUGAAACGCUGACGUUGGCAUGCAAGGACCUGGAAGUCAAAUUGGCGAAUGCUGAAGAUGCUCUCACAGAAAACAUAGAGAGCCUGAAUGCUACUCUGCGGUCGCAGAAGCAACAACACAGUCAACAGAUAGAAGAGAAGGACCACGAGAUCGCAAAGUGCAAGGAGAGAAUCAUUCAGCUAACGACUUCUGGUUCGAUGGAGAAGCUGUCAUCAUCUACGGGGAAUGCAGACAAUUUACUGCACACGGAAUCAGCUCUGAACGCUGCAACACUAACAGAGGAAAACCUAAGGCAACAGCUGCACACGCUAAGAGAAACCAUGGCUGCGGAGCUUUCCGACAAGAUAUCUGAAAUAGGGACCCUCAAGAAGAAGCUGGAGGAGGCCACCACCAAGCAAGCAGAGCUUUCGGCGCAGCUAGAGGCCAGAAAUGCUGAUUCUUUAGCAGCAAAGAAAGCUUCUCAGGAAAAUGAGGCCUUAGAGAUAAAGCUGCGGGCGCUUGAGACGGAGCUGAAAGCACGUCCAACGUUUGAAUAUGUCUCGGACCUUAAGCACAAGCUCGAUACCGCUUCAUCUGCUGCAGACAUGCUCAAAACAGAAGUAUCUGCAUGCAAGCAAGAACGUUCAAAGCUAGAUGCACUGCUUCAAGAAAAGACAAACUCAUGUGCGUCGCUACAAAACUUUGCGAACUCUCUCAAAGAAGAGCUUCGUAGCACGGAACAUGCUCGCGCACUAAGCGAAAAAGCGCUCAACGCGGAGAUCGAAUCGCUGAAGAUUGCCAUCGAAGAAAAAACCGUGCUUCUUGCACAGUUAACUUCCAAGUUAUCUACAUACGAAGAUGAGAAGAGCAGACUCCAGGUUCUACUGGACGAAAAAACCAAAGAGGUUGGCCAGUCAGCACAUAAAUUGUGCGAGCUAGAGGCUCUUUUGGAAGAACGGCGCUCAACAGACCAAUCACAGACAACUAAGCUUGCCAUGCUUUCAGAUCAAUUGGCGCAUAUGGACGAGGAAAAGAGGAGCUUGGUAGGGAUUCUGACUGCGACACACAAGGAAGUGCAACUUAAAGCGCUCGAGGAAAGGGCUACACACGAGCAUGCUACUGCUAUCAAGGAGCGGCUUCACGAGGCAAACCAGGAAAUCACUGCUCUUCAGGACCAGCUCAGAAUUGCAGAGCAUAAGCUUUCCCACAAGAAUCUGGCUGAAUCAGCAGAAGUAUUGAAACUCCGCGACGAAAUUGCUCUUCUGACGCACAAGCACAGACAGGAACUCGAGGAGCGCGAGAACCACUGGCGGAUGCAGCUUCUAUCACAGAGGGAGCAAUUUGGCAACGCAACCACCGCCUCUCUCCAACAAGAAUUAGAUGCAGCGACAAAGACCCUAGACCGAGUCAUCCUAACGAAGAACGCAGAGAUACAGGCUCUGAAGAGACAGUUAGAUACUGCAAGGGACACAUCAGAAAGGGCUGAUUCUUUGUCUGAGCGCGAGGUUUACGAGGGUACCAUUAAAGAUCUCCGCCAACAGAUCGAGCAGCUGAAGCAGCAGUCCCACAAGAAAGACCUUGUGAGCAGAACACGAUCAGACAGAGGGCGUAACUAUGCAGACGUGUUGGAAAAAAGCAUAAGCCCGCAGUUUACCGCAUCAGCACGUUCUCAGAGGCCAGGACUGGCCACGCCAGAGACAUUUGCGACCGGAAUCAAGAACAUUGAUGACCAAAUAGCCUUUAAGUCUGAAUUAACUCCGAGUAGCGUGCAAGAAAUAGAGAUCCCAACACAGAGCGCAUCUUCGAAUGAAAAAGUGGGGGCAGACAAUCAGCGUCUGACGGUACAAGAGCUUCUUGAUCGGUCGCGCGAGCUGAAUGCGCAAGUCGGGACCCUCAACAUCGAUAUGAAUUACUUUCACGAAAAGCUGGACAGGUCACUCGACCUUACAACAAGCACGGCACUCCGCCCACCGGGUAUCCAUACCUCGAUGCUACAGACGAGGGAUCUUCAGGAGUCAGACCUCAAUGCUUCGGUUCAUAACGAGGGACAAAGGCCUGUCCAUCCGAAUGGGGCAUUUGCAUGA